Serinus canaria (Common canary) is the source of this 1779-nucleotide messenger RNA. It is a transcript of the gene RAB3IP, whose product is annotated as RAB3A interacting protein. The record is from RefSeq and is a predicted model, not a curated record. The transcript is spliced from 11 exons. Gene Ontology annotation, cellular component: Golgi to plasma membrane transport vesicle. The coding region runs from base 207 to 1493 and encodes 428 amino acids. Gene Ontology annotation, biological process: exocytosis. NCBI's taxonomy places the organism in Eukaryota, Metazoa, Chordata, Aves, Passeriformes, Fringillidae. Gene Ontology annotation, molecular function: guanyl-nucleotide exchange factor activity.
GGCCCCGCAGGUCGGCUGAGGGGACGCGGCGGCGGCAGCGGCCGCUCCUCUCUCGAGGCUCGGCAGGUGCUGAAGAAAAGACAAGGCAUCUAGGCAGCCGUUCUGCAUCCAUGUUCAGAACCUGUGUCUUUUGUUAGUUGUGAAGACUGGAAUCCAAAAUACGAGGAAUUUUAAGUGGCAGGGAUUCAUAUAAUGAGGCUUUUAUUAUGGCCAGUGACCCCUUGGAAGGCUUUCAUGAAGUGAACCUCGCUUCGCCUACUACACCAGAUCUUCUUGGAGUAAAUGAGCCAGGGACUCAGGAACAAACUACCUCACCUAGUGUAAUCUACCGCCCACAUCCUUCUGUUGUGUCCACACCAAUCCAACCCAAUGCAUUAAAUGUUUCUGACCUUCCUACACAACCUGUUUAUUCAUCUCCCAGACAACUGAAUUGUGGAGAAGUAUCAGGUGUCAGCAUCAAUGUUACCGACGCAGUACUUUGUUCUACCUCUGGACCCCAGAGUGGGUCAUUCAAUCACAGUAAUGCCAGGAAGGAGAGCAAUAACGUGGAGAGAGAGCUUUUGCAGGGUACUACAGUAGCAGAUGUUGCUGAAGGAAAUGAAGAUAUUUUUGGGUUGAGUACAGACAGUUUAUCUCACUUACGGAGCCCAUCUGUACUGGAAGUAAGAGAAAAGGGCUAUGAGCGAUUGAAAGAAGAACUUGCAAAAGCUCAGAGGGAAGCACACAAAAUGGUUAAAGAAGCAAAUGUCAAACAAGCUGCAGCAGAAAAACAGUUAAAAGAAGCACAAGGAAAGAUUGAUGUCCUCCAGGCUGAAGUAGCAGCAUUGAAAACACUAGUCCUGUCUACUUCACCAACAUCUCCGACUAAGGAAUUCCAGUCUGGUGGAAGAACUCCUUUUAAGAAAGGCCAUGCAAGAAACAAGAGUACAAGUAGUGCUAUGGGGGGCAGUCAUCAGGACUUUACCAUGAUGCAGCCAAUUGUAAAAGACUGUAAAGAGGCUGACCUAUCUCUGUACAAUGACUUCAGAUCUUGGAAGGAUGAGCCUACUAUGGACAGAACAUGUCCUUUCUUGGACAAAAUUUAUCGGGAAGAUAUUUUUCCAUGUUUAACUUUCUCCAAAAGUGAGUUGGCCUCAGCUGUUCUGGAAGCUGUUGAAAACAACACUCUGAGCAUUGAACCUGUUGGCUUGCAACCUGUUCGAUUUGUGAAAGCUUCUGCAGUUGAAUGUGGGGGACCAAAGAAAUGUGCUCUCAGUGGACAAAGUAAGUCAUGCAAGCAUAGAAUCAAAUUAGGAGAUUCAAGCAGUUAUUACUACAUUUCUCCUUUCUGUCGUUACAGGAUCACUUCUGUGUGUAACUUCUUUACAUAUAUUCGAUACAUCCAGCAAGGACUGUUGAAGCAGCAAGAUGUGGAUCAGAUGUUCUGGGAAGUUAUGCAGCUGAGACGAGAGAUGUCACUAGCAAAACUUGGCUAUUACAAGGAAGAGCUCUAAAACUUUUUACUCUUGCGCGUGCAUGAACUUCAUUGAAUAUACAUAACUAAAAUUGCUGAACCUCUUUUUGUCACUUGAUAUUUAUUUCCACAAAGUGGGUCCAAGAUCUUUCUCGAUUUGCAGAUGGCACUAAAAAGUACUGUGAUUGUUUUAAACUGACCUAUGCUGUAUAUGCGUACAUAUAAUACUUAGUUGAACAAAUGUGGUAAGCACUUGCAGGUGUAUUAGUGAUUGUAAUUUACAUUUAAAAACAAACCUUCUGAUUAAAGUGUUAAUCUGAAACAGU